GCACGCAAAGAAUUGUGGGAUUCUGUCAAACGAGCACAACAACAUUUAAGAGAUUCUUCUAUAGUCUUCCUUGCCUUUAAGUUGCAUGCUUCUAAAUCUACAAAAACCUCAACAAGCUUGCGAACAAUCUUGCUAACCGUGUGACUAGCUGCUUAUCCCCGACUAAACGGAAAUUUCACCAUGCAUUUCUUGUCUCCGCUGCUUUUUCUCUUCACUGCGUUUUUUGGCUGUACAUCCAGCGUGUCCGACUCUGUUCGAUUCCUCGCUGUUGGUGACUGGGGUGGGCUUGAGUUUCUUCCCUACAAAACACCGGUGGAAAGUUCUGUAGCUAACCGCAUGGGCAAAGUAGCAGACACUAUACACGCGCAAUUUGUCGUUGCUCUAGGUGAUAACUUCUACUUCCAUGGGGUAAAAGAUGUUGAUGAUAAGCGAUUCCAAGAGACAUAUGAAGAUGUUUUCACUGCCAAGUCCCUAAUGGUACCUUGGUAUGUUUGUGCGGGAAAUCAUGACCACUAUGGUAACGCAUCUGCAGAGAUUGCUUAUUCUCAAAGGUCUAAGCGAUGGAAUUUCCCAGAUUUCUACUACACCAGAUCUUGGAAUAUUCCAGGAACUAGCCAGGAAGUUCAACUGGUUUUACUGGACACUGUGCUUCUUUGUGGUAACACAGAGGCUGACCAUGUGCUUGACAGUCAACCAAAAGGACCACAGUCACCGUCAGCAGCAGAAGCCCAGUGGCAGUGGCUAGAAAAGACCCUGAAGGAGUCCCAGGCACAUUACUUGCUGGUUGGAGGACAUUUUCCUGUAUGGUCUAUUGCAGAACAUGGUCCUACAAGAUGUCUGGUCGAUAGGCUUAAACCUUUGCUGGAGAAAUACCGUGUGAAUGCUUAUCUUAGUGGACAUGACCACAACUUGCAGCAUCUUAAAGAGGCCAAUUCUACAGUGGAGUAUUUUGUGAUUGGUGCCGGUGCCUACGUUGAAGAUAACACCCAACACAAACCCUCCGUCCCAAAGGGGAGUUCCCUGUUCUACUGGGCUAACCCGUGGCACUAUGGAGGAUUUGCUACAGUCCAGGCCUCAACUUCAUCAAUGAACAUCACUUUUGUGGAUGCUGAGGGUUCCAGUUUGUACUCUAGAAGCCUUCAUCCACGAAAUUGAACUUGGUAUAUGCUUACUAUUCAGUGAAGUCUGUAUUGUGGGGCUGGAGACAUUGUAUUUAUAUGAAAUUUCGUACAGUAUUUUGGAGUGCUAGAAAAAAAAAAUUAUAUACAUGUUAUGUAAGCAGACUUAUUUCCAAGUAGUAAAUUUGGGUCAUUUCACAUACAGUAGUAACAAUAGCGUUUGGAACAAUAGCUUCUCUAAAAAGACUGUUCAAGUCUAAAACUAAUCUGUGUAUAUGUCAAUACUGUACUUUUCAUUAAAAAGAGUCUGUUUGCAAGAAAACAAAAAAAAGACAAUUCAAGUCAGAGGGCAACAAUAUUCAAUGGUAAAUCUUUAACAUUAGUAUAUAAAACUCAGGAACCUCGCAAGAACAAGCAAUUUGAUUGGUUGAGAUUUAACAAUACCAUUCCCAUUUGGCGGAUAGUGGCUAUUAAAAUAUCUACUUCUAGCCUUCGGCUCUCGGUAGAUAUUUCGCCAAUAUCCACCUCAAUGGAAAUGGUAUAAAUUGUUGAAUUUCAAAUGGUAAAUCUUAACAAUAUUCAAUGGUAAAUCUUUAACUGAUGAAAAACAAUGCUACAAUGACACAUGGAGUAAUCUACUUCCAUGAAGCAGGCAGGGGUUCUAGAUAAAGUGAUAUAAAAAAUAUAUAUGUGAACAAAAUAUAUAUGUUGUGGCUGGAAGGUAAAACAAUAAAUUCAUAAAUUAGUCCAAUAACAAAUUUUGUAAUCCUGUUUAAAAAGAUAUUUAAAUGUU
Molecule: messenger RNA, 1911 nt
Organism: Nematostella vectensis (starlet sea anemone)
Lineage: Eukaryota; Metazoa; Cnidaria; Anthozoa; Actiniaria; Edwardsiidae
Product: tartrate-resistant acid phosphatase type 5
Exons: 6
Coding region: 181-1155 (324 amino acids)
Molecular function (GO): acid phosphatase activity; ferric iron binding; ferrous iron binding
Source: RefSeq, a predicted model, not a curated record